AAAACCAUUUCACUUAGGCCAUAUGCCCAGCAUGAUCACUUCCAUUUUCACUCAUUUUCUUCUUCUAUUUCUCGUUCACUUAUUUUCUAAUGAAUUUAUAUCCCUCCAAGCAAGCGAAUUUGGUACCUAUUCAACAAACUUCACAACUUGUUGGGAGAUAGAGAGAAAUGCACUCCUCAAGUUCAAAGAAGGUCUCAAAGAUCCUUCAGGCCGGCUUUCUUCUUGGGUUGGCAAUUAUUGUUGUACAUGGUCAGGCGUUGGCUGCAACAAGCAAACGGGACAUGUCACGAAGCUUGACCUCAGGAUGCCCAUUAAUUUUGCAUCCUUACAAGGUACGAUAAGUCCAUCAUUGCUUGAUUUGAAAUAUUUAAACUACUUGGAUCUAAGCUGGAACAAUUUUGAACAAACUCCAAUCCCCAACUUCAUUGGUUCAUUCACCAAGUUAGAAUUCCUUGAUCUCUCUUUUGCAUCCUUUAGUGGCUUGGUUCCUCCCCAUCUUGGAAAUUUGUCAAAUUUGCGUUACCUUGAUCUCUCCUCAAAAUUUUCAGACCAAGAUACUUUGGUUUCUGAUUUGAAUUGGAUCCUUGGACUCUCUUCGUUGAAAUUUCUCGGGAUAGAUAUGGCAAACCUUAGUUUUGCAUCAACCAAUUGGUUGCAAGCUAUAAACAUGCUUCCUUCCUUGACGAAGUUACAUUUGUAUUCUUGUAGACUCCAUGACAUCCCUACCUCUCUUCCAAUUGUGAACAUCAGUUCUAUUCAGGUCAUUGAUCUUUCAUCAAAUCAUUUCAAUUCACCAUUACCCGGUUGGUUGUUCAAUCUCAGUUCCCUUGUUGAGCUUGACUUGUCUUCUAAUGGCUUUAGUGGACAAAUAGCUUCAUAUUUAGAAAAUCUUAAUAACAUGAGGGAUCUUAAUCUUUAUUACAAUGAUCUCUCAGGUCCACUUCCAAUUUCUAUUGGAAACUUAUCAUCCUUGGAGAUUUUAUCUCUUUCUCAAAACCACUUGAGUGGAAAAAUUCCUGAAACCAUCGGAAAAUUGAAAAAGUUGAUUUGUUUAGAUCUUAGUUUUAAUAGUUGGGGAGGUGUUGUGUCAAGAAUUCAUUUUCUCCACCUAAACAAUAUGAAGGAAUUUUUGUUAUCCUCUGUUGAAGAAAAGUCACUGGUAUUUGAUGUGGGAUAUGACUGGAUUCCUCCUUUCAGUCUAUAUGUAAUCUUCAUUACAAAUUGUCAGAUGAAUCCCAAAUUUCCUAUAUGGCUCCAAACUCAAAAGGAACUGGAGAUUGUUAGCCUUGCAGAAGUCGGAAUUUCAGGUUAUGUACCUGAUUGGUUCUGGAAACUGAGUCCACAAAUUAUCCUUUUAUCUCUUCGCAAUAACAAAUUGCGUGGAGAGCUUCCAAGAUCAUUAAAAUUUCAACCAUAUUCUUCUGUAGACCUCAGUUUCAAUUUAUUUGAGGGAACGGUUCCACAAUUGCCUAGUGUCCUCACACUUAGUUUGAAACAUAACUCACUCUCAGGACCAAUUCUAGCAAAUUUUGUCGAUGCCAUGCCACAUUUACAAUUUAUGGAUCUUUCUGAGAACCACUUUAAUGGCACAAUUCCUUCUUCAAUAAAUAAGUUGGAGAACUUGAGAUUUCUAUUGCUAGAAAAAAAUGAGCUUUCUGGAAAGAUUCCUUCAAUGAAUAGAUUGAACAAGUUAGGGACAUUAGACCUUUCAAAUAACAAUUUAUUUGGCAAAAUUCCAAGCUCCUUGUGCUCACAGUCUCCUCUUGUUUAUCUGAGAUUGAAUGGCAACAAUCUUUAUGGGAAGCUUUCAUCCUUGCGAAAUUGCACAAAAUUGAGGAUGCUUAGUCUUGCAAAUAAUCAGUUCCAUGGAGGCAUUCCAAGAUGGAUUGGAGAAACUCUAUCUUAUCUAUCAAUACUACAGUUACGAGGAAACAUGUUUAGGGGAAAGAUACCAAAAAGUUUGUGUAGUCUUCCUCUUCUCCAUGCUAUGGAUUUAGGGCAGAAUAAUUUUUCAGGAUCAAUUCCACCAUGUCUGGGAAAUCUAAGUAGCCUGUGUCACUUAAAAAAUGAAACUUUUGUAUCUGCUGCCGAUGUUCUUGCUACUAAUGAUUUUGCUGCUGUUGUUGUUCCUAUUACUUAUACUGAUGCUGCUGCUAGUACUGCUGCUGUUAAUGUUGUUGCUGGUUCUGCUACUAGUCCUAUUGCUGAUGCUGCUGCUAUUGUUGGUACUACUGAUGUUGUUGCUUAUGAGUUUACGACUUUCCUUUUUGAAAUCAUCAUGGAAUUUAAUGUUAAAGGACAAACACUUGAAUUUGUUCACAUCAUUGAGCUUGUGAAUUUGAUAGAUUUAUCAAAUAAUAAUCUUGAAGGGGAAAUUCCAGAUGAGAUAAUGAAGCUUUCUGCCUUGGAUACAUUAAACUUAUCUGGGAAUCAGUUAACAGGAAACAUCCCUGAGAAGAUUGCAGACUUGCGGGUAUUAGAAACUCUUGACCUCUCAGUCAACCAUUUUUCAGGCUCGAUUCCAAUAAGCAUAUCGUCUAUGACCUUGUUGAGCCAUCUAAAUUUGUCUUAUAAUGAUCUAUCUGGACCAAUCCCAUCAGCAAACCAGUUCCAAACCUUCAAUGAUCCAUCCAUUUAUGAAGGAAACCCAAAACUUUGCGGAGCUCCAUUGCCAAUCAACUGUUCAACACACAAACAUGAUACUCCAGAAGGAAAUACUGGGCAGGACAGAGAUGAAAGCUGGUCAGAGAGGUCAUGGUUCUACAUUGGAACAGCAUUUGGAUUUGUGGUGGGAUUCUGUGUUGUUUGUGGAACUUUGGUGAUCAAGAGGUCUUGGAGACAAGCCUACUUUCGUUUUGUGGAAGAAACGAAAGAUAGGAUCUACGUCUUCAUGGUAGUGAAGGCAGCUCGUUUGCAAAGGAAACUGAAAGGCAAUGAAAGAAGUUGAGAUCGUGGUCAAGGUGAUAAAUUUGUUGUCUUUCAUUGGGUUAUUACUUCUACUCCAAAACUACCAUUUGUGUAGCCAUGAGAUGUGUAGUUUCUACGUAGGAGGCUUUGAAUUAUAAAGUCAUACAAGUUUGGUGGAUGUUUAUCUUGCGUUUCCAAUAAUAAUAGGUUAGUACAAGUUUAUUACGUCUAUUGUCAUGGAAUGUGGGUAUUUUCAUUUAGUUGUUAUGUGCUCAUGAGUGUUAUUGUGACUGGAAGAAGUUUUCUUAUUUAUGUUAUUUUGAUCAAUGAAAAUUGAUAUUUUGA
Molecule: messenger RNA, 3252 nt
Organism: Rubroshorea leprosula
Lineage: Eukaryota; Viridiplantae; Streptophyta; Magnoliopsida; Malvales; Dipterocarpaceae
Source: the annotation of a GenBank genome assembly